AGAAAAAUAUUUGACAUUUCAUCGAUAAAUCAAAGAAUUGUUUUCAGCCAUCGCUUGCAGUGAGACGCACCAAAGAGCCACUAAAUAAAAAAUUUGGAGGUUGGAAGCUGUUUUGCAGACAAAAUGUCAUUACCAGCUAAAGUUUUCAUUCUUUCGCGAAAUGGUCAACGUAUGUUUGGCACCAGCCUCCGCAUGUGUUCGGCUGGAAAGGAUGUAGUGACUGUACCGAAAGGCUAUGUGUAUGUAAACAACAAGGAGUUGAGUAUGGAAAUCAACGAGAUUACCGAUCGUGCGGCAUCGACCAUGUUUCUAGGAGAACUGUUUCGUGGAUUUGCUGUCACUUUAGCGCAUAUAUUUAAAGAACCAGCAACCAUCAACUAUCCUUUUGAAAAGGGUCCAUUAAGUCCUCGGUUCCGCGGGGAGCAUGCUCUAAGGCGUUAUCCAAGUGGUGAGGAGCGUUGCAUUGCCUGCAAGUUAUGCGAAGCGAUUUGCCCAGCACAAGCCAUAACCAUUGAAGCAAAAACAAGGUCGGAUGGUAGUAGACGUACAACCCGUUACGACAUCGAUAUGACCAAGUGUAUCUAUUGUGGUUUUUGUCAGGAAGCUUGCCCAGUCGAUGCUAUUGUUGAAGGUCCUAAUUUUGAGUUCUCUACUGAAACUCACGAAGAAUUAUUGUACAACAAGGAGAAGUUACUUUGCAAUGGUGACAAAUGGGAAUCGGAAAUUGCGUCCAACUUGCAAGCAGAUCAUUUGUACCGUUGAAAACUUUAUGCUUCAAAACCUGGAGUUUUUAAACAAGUUUAAAUUUAUUAUAAUGAAAACGUUUCAAUAAAUCCAUAAGUAAUGUUAAUACGCAAAAUAUGUAAAACCCUGCUGAUUAUCCACAUAA
Rhagoletis pomonella (apple maggot) is the source of this 889-nucleotide messenger RNA. RefSeq names its product NADH dehydrogenase [ubiquinone] iron-sulfur protein 8, mitochondrial (gene ND-23). The record is from RefSeq and is a predicted model, not a curated record. Gene Ontology annotation, molecular function: 4 iron, 4 sulfur cluster binding; NADH dehydrogenase activity. Gene Ontology annotation, cellular component: membrane. Lineage: Eukaryota; Metazoa; Arthropoda; Insecta; Diptera; Tephritidae. The transcript is spliced from 3 exons. Gene Ontology annotation, biological process: mitochondrial electron transport, NADH to ubiquinone; mitochondrial respiratory chain complex I assembly. Bases 124 to 762 code for a protein of 212 amino acids.